GUGCGCGAGCGCGUGCCCAGUGCUGCUCAGAUGCGCGCUCAUCUCCACCACCAUCAUCAUCUCCUCCAUCAUCCUCAUCCUCAUCAUGUCUGUGGUGGAUCCGACAGUCCUGCACGGCGUCUGGGGCAGCAGCGCGCCCGCGGGAAUGGAGAAGCCGAAGAACAAGGGCUUCAGCCUGGCCAGGAUGAUGACUCUGAACUACAGGAAGGAGAAGGAGAAGGAGAACCAGAACCAGAACCAGCACCACAACAACAACAUGCCCUUCAUGAUCCACUGCCACAUCGGCAAGGAGAUCAAGCACAUAUGCAGCAACUGCAGCCGCGGCAGCCACGCGCGUCAGGACGCAGAAGAGGUGGAGAAGCUGUCCUCCAUGCGCUCCGAGUCUCUGGUGCCGCCCGGCCACUGCCGGAGCAAGUUCUCCACGCUGGGACGCCUCUUCAAGCCCUGGAAGUGGAGGAAGAACAAGAGCGAGACCUUCAAGCAGAGGUCCACAGCGCUGGAGAGGAAGAUGUGUGCGCGCCAGAGCCGGGACGAGCUGAUCCAGAGAGGCGUGCUGAAGGAGAUCUUCCAGAAAGACUCCAGGGUCCCGGGACUGAAGCAGAGCAAUCCCUCAGGAGCAGACUGUGAGCGCACAGCAGACGUCCCAGACCGGCAGAGGACCGUGGACUUCCGGUCGUCUCUGGAUGGAGGAGUCUGUGCUCAGGACAACACACUCAAGUCUCUAACGCUUCCUCCCAAAAAAAACCUCACCUUCCAUGGUGACCUUCAGGAACCCCCCGCCAAACCUCAGCUCAUCCACAAACAGCCCCCCGCCCUGCCGCCCAAACCCUUCUCCAGACUAACCAAUCACAGCACAGACCCGUGUCUGCAGGGCAAGCCGUCUCCUCCUCUUCCUCCGCAGAAGCUGCUGAUGUACUCCUCCUCCUCCUCCUCCUCCUCCUCGUUCGGGCCGUACGGGCACCCGCUGCAGUACGGCUCCGCCCACCCGUCCAGCCGCAUCAUCGACGAGCUGCAGAAGACGCUGGCGCUCGCCCUGCAGAGACUGGAGAGCUCUGCGCUCCACACGGGUCAGUACGGCUCUCCUCUGCCCUCGGGUCUGAUCGACUGUGACGACGAUAAAGAGAACAUCCCCAGCGAGUCGGACUAUGAGGACCUGCCCAGCAUGUACAAGGAUGAAGAGCCGGACGAGGACGAGGAGGAGGACGACGACGCUCUCUUCACGAGCACGCUGGCGCUGAAGAUCUUGAGGAAGGACUCUCUGGCAGUGAAGCUCAGUAACAGGCCGUCUCAGAGAGAACUGCAGGAGAAGAACAUCUUACCUGUGCAGACGGACGAGGAGCGCCUGCAGUCCAGACAGCUCAUCGGCACCAAACUCACACGGAGACUGAGCCAGAGACCCACGGCUGAAGAGCUGGAGCAGAGGAACAUCCUCAAACCUCGUAAUGAGCAGGAGCAGAUGGAGGAGAAGAGAGAGAUCCGACGCCGACUCUCACGCAAGCUGAGUCAGAGGCCCACGGUGGAGGAGUUACGGCGAGCCAAGAUCCUCAUCCGCUUCAAUGAUUACGUGGAGGUGUCGGACGCUCAGGAUUACGACCGGCGCACAGACAAGCCCUGGACGAGACUCACCACGGCCGACAAGGCCGCCAUCAGGAAAGAGCUGAAUGAUUUCAAGAGCAAUGAGAUGGAGGUGCACGAGUCCAGCCGGCAUCUGACCAGGUUUCACCGGCCGUAGAGACGAGCGACGAUGAUGAUGAUGAUGAUGAUGACUCUUCACUGAUUCUCAG
Messenger RNA from Rhinichthys klamathensis goyatoka, 1784 nucleotides. RefSeq names its product phosphatase and actin regulator 1. Lineage: Eukaryota; Metazoa; Chordata; Actinopteri; Cypriniformes; Leuciscidae. The transcript is spliced from 13 exons. Gene Ontology annotation, molecular function: actin binding. The record is from RefSeq and is a predicted model, not a curated record. Gene Ontology annotation, biological process: stress fiber assembly; cell motility. The coding region runs from base 86 to 1732 and encodes 548 amino acids.